CGGGCUCUCCAGAUCCAAGGGCUCCGAGGGCAUGCAUGAUGAGUAAGGGCAAGCAAGGCUUGGUAUAAAAGCCCAGCGAGCGAACAGUCGUCCGUCCCCUGCUGCAGAAAACUUUAGAACUUCCAUCCUUCGCCGCUGGCUCAAGCAAACUGCUGAUAGCUCUCUCGCAUACAGUCCCCAGGCUCUCUGAACGAUGCCGUCCGUAACGAAAUACACUUGGAGUCUAUUGCUUGGCAACGUUGCAGGCAACGCCUCCCCAAUACACGCUGCUUUGGUGCAUGUUCCGGCAACUCUGUAUCCUUUCGCUUUUGCAGCUGACAUCAUAGGCCUUGCCAUGGAGAAGUUUCCCAUGACUGCCCUCCGCCAAUAUGCCACUUCCCGCGGCCUUUACGCCUUCAGUUACUACGCCACUGCCGCUGCUCUUGUUGCGACUAUCCCAACCGCCAUCACUGGACUCGCAGAAUACUUUGCCAUCGAUGGAGUGAGGAACCCUGCCGCCCAGAAGACGGCAAGGUGGCACAGUGGAUUGAAUGUUGUUGCAAGCGGUAUCGCUCUUUUCAACUUCCUCGCCAAGCGCAAGGCCGUUGACUUCCAGCCUUACCGAUUCAACGUCCUCCUUUCUGGCGUUGGUCUUGCGGGAAUCAUUGCCAGCUUGUACCUCGGCGGUCACCUCGUUUACAAGCACGGUGUAGGAGUUCGCAGGAUGGGAAUUAGCCCCGAUGACAAGCUUGCUGGAAACCCCAACGCCGACCUCAAGAGGGACCUGGCCUUGCCGACCAUCGGCAAGAAGGAUGAGCAAUAGACGUCAGUCUACGUUCGGUCUGGAUUCUAGGUUGUCAACGCUGAGCGCGCCGAUAUGUCAGUCAUCGAGCUGGAACCGGGAAGCAUGUUUGGAUAUCGUAAAAUCCGUCCUGGUGGCGUCCGAAGGGAGACGUGAGGUGUUUUUACGCCUUCCAGUUGUAAUCAUGUCCGUUAUCAUUUUCAUGUUAUGUAUUGUUUUUGGGACAUGUAAAAGUCAUACGAAUCAUCGAGUCUAUUCAUGAUACUACGUCUUUC
Fimicolochytrium jonesii is the source of this 1056-nucleotide messenger RNA. RefSeq lists its product as uncharacterized. Lineage: Eukaryota; Fungi; Chytridiomycota; Chytridiomycetes; Spizellomycetales; Powellomycetaceae. The transcript is spliced from 4 exons. Bases 194 to 802 code for a protein of 202 amino acids. The record is from RefSeq and is a predicted model, not a curated record.